Messenger RNA from Pocillopora meandrina, 417 nucleotides. The record is from the annotation of a GenBank genome assembly. NCBI's taxonomy places the organism in Eukaryota, Metazoa, Cnidaria, Anthozoa, Scleractinia, Pocilloporidae.
AUGAGAAAGGCCAGAGAGGCAGAUGGUGCCAGAAAAUUCAUCAGAAGUGAGUGGCAAACGAAGAACCAGGUUCAAAGCUACUUUUCGAGGCUUUCUGCUACGAAACGAAGAAGAGUCGCAAAAGAUCAAGAGCAGGAUGCAAACGACGAAGAAAGCGCUUACCUAGAACACAGAGUAAGGAUAAAGGAGGUAGCGGAUGUUAUUUCCGAAAUCGAACUUACUCAUCCAAUAUUAUUUGAUGGACACAAUAUUUGCGAUCAUGUUAACCACGACACGUUAAGGAAGCUGAAAGUCACCACGCUGAGGGAAAUAUGUGCUUUUUUUGAAAUUGCUUUCAAAGCCAGAGAUUUAAAGGCCACCUUACUCAAGAAACUAAAUGACAUGGUGACAGAAUGCUCAUGUUUCCAGGAAAUUUAG